GCGAGGAUAGGGGCGUGGUGUGAGCGGGCCCGCGCGCGAGAGUUUUUGGCGGGCUCGGGAAGAUGGGGCGGCUAUGAGGCGCGGGAGAGAUUCACUGCCUGCCUAGCCUGUCCGGAGAGCUGCCAUGGACGCCGCGUGGAAGAGCGAUCACCUCUGGCUCUGUUUGCUGGCCUUGGGCUUCAACCCGACGCUCCGCUCUCUCGCAGAACUAGGGAGGGAUAUGUUUGAUAUACCAAACAGCAGAGCAUUUUCUGUCAUUGCCCGCUUCUUGUUUACUAAGUUGGAUGAACGCCGUGCAAGAGAAGCUUUCAGGCAAUGUGGAUUGGGAAGAUUAUCAGGUCCUAGAUUUAGGAAGCACUGCUGUCUGUGGCUAAGAGAAAUUUCAAAGCAAAAGGAAGUAGGUCUUCCACAAAUUACAGCAUCCAUACUGAUUUGUCCUGGUGGUGUUAAAUUUGUUGACAUGGUCUACUCAUUUGCAAGAUACGUAAUGAUUGAGGACAUGAAAAAGCUCUCUGUAGGCACUGGUAUACCUUUUGCUGAAGCUGUAAUGCAGGGACCUAAGGAUAUGUCCAUAGCAAAAGCAAGACACAGAGUUGCAUACAAUAAACUGCUGCAAAUUCUUCAAAGGGAAGACUUUGUUCUUCAAGAAUAUAAGAAAAAAGCACAGGUUUUAAUUGGAGAAAUAAAAUGGAUAAAGUCUGAAUAUCCAGUUGUGCAGAAGCAGUCUUGCAGGAUGAAACAAAAUGACCAAAACAAAAGUGACACAACUGAGAGAAUUCAGAAGGUCCGCAAUAUGUGGACACUUAUAGUGGAAAUGUUUACAUCUCUGAAAAAGGAAAAGGAAGUUGUGGAUUCUGUACUUGAAGACUGUGUUAACCCAUGUAUUCUAGAUGGAGCUGGUGUUGUUUUGAGUGUUCCAGGAUUGUUGACUUCCACAGUUGAAAGAAAUAUAUAUGGAUUUUGUACUGGAAAUUUGUAUGAAGAUGGAAACUUGAAUUUCCUAACAGUUAUUCAGUUGUUAAAUGAAGCCUUGAUGACAUUGAGAGAUGAACAUUCUCCAUGUGAAUUAACAGAAGUUCACAGAAUUGAGGAUGUGGUUACAUGCUACAAGAAUGCACUACAGGAGUUGAAGACAAGCAGUCUAAGAAGAAGGGAACAGCAUUAUGAGCCAAAGCAUCAGUCUAUUUCUAGAAAACAGGAGAUCUGGGAAUCCAAGUGGAAAACAUUUCUUGGCCAGUGUCCUUUUAAUUUAAUCUGUAAAGAUGAUCCACAACCAGGUUCAUCACUCCAGUCUUCUAGUUCUUCAGAUGAAGAUGUCUUUUGUCAAUCAUUUUCAGAUAAUUAUGACUCUUGUCAUGAAGAAUAUCAUGGGGAAAAUGAUGAGGCUUUGGAAACCAUGAUGGAUACAACAUUAGUACCCUCAAGUGACUUCAUAGAGCAUGGACAUUUGUCUGCUUCAGAGGCUACAGACAGUGACUUCCACUCUCCUUUCUUGAGACCAUCAGUGCCAGCGUUGUCAAAAGCAUCUGAAAACAGAGACCUGUUAAUUAAAAAUAAUUUGCAUACUUGUGUGGGAAAUGAAAAACCUGUGUCUCCAAAGAUCUUAAUAAAUGGAAAAGAAGAAUACCCCACUUUGGAAAUGGAGAGUGCACAUGAAAAUGUUAGCCAGCCAAAGUCUCCUGUGAAAAAAGAUGACCUUCUUAAGAAAGCCAGAGAUGUACUGGCAGAAGAGAUUGCAAAGUCAGUGAUAUCUGAGUCACCUGACAGUGUUAAAGAAAAAGGAAUGGCGUUAGAUGAUCUCAUUAGCUCCCUGUCCUUUAACCCAUUUUUAACGAGGAAACAAAUACCCCGAACUCCAGAAAAUCUGCUUACUGAAAUUAGAAGUUCAUGGAGAAAAGCUAUUCAGACUGAGGGCUCAUUAGACCUAGAGCUGUCCUCAACUCAAGUGGUGACAGAAGAAUCUUCAAUGGAUGCUAUACCCCGUAUGCAGGGGGAGGUGGACUCCACUUUUGCGUACUCUGACUCUGCAUCACCUGUGUCUGAUUUUGGUCCUGUGUCAGAAAAGAAGUCUCAAUUAAGUUCUACAGAAUCUAUUUCUCAGGACCAGGUGAGCGUAAGUCAUGCACUUGAAUCUUCAGAUUCAAAACCAUCUGGAAUUCAAGAAAGUGAGAGAACUGAAUCAGAGGAACUAGAUUGUUCUGCUCUGAGUGGAAGUUCUGUAGAAAAUCUAAGCCAGACUUUGCAAAAUACAGAGAAGAGCCUGAAUAUUCCAGAUACUUGUUUGAAAAGUAGUAGUAGAGCAAGUACACUACUUUCAGACUGGUGUUGCAGUUUUCCAGUGGAUGAGAUGCUAUGGUGGAAUGAAUCUGUGUUAAAUUCUGUUGAUCAUGAAACUAGUGACAUGGGGAUAUUGGAUGAGACACUUCCAGAAUCUGAUGGUAUAGAUCUCAGCAUAUCUGCAGGUUCAGACUCCGUUUUUUAUGCAGUCGACAGUGAAAAUUUAACAGAUGGCUCAGAAAAUAAUGAUGACAUAAAAAAAUUGGACCUAGAUAUACAGUCACUGUCCAACUCACAUGACGUGCUAAAAAGGACUGCAUCUAAGAGUGAAGAGGAGCUGCAUCAAACACAUAAUGGAGGCAAAUCUGAAAGUUGCAGAGCUGAAGUAAGUACAAUACCAGAAGAAGGAGACGACAAUGAUGGUGAUCCUGCCAUGGAUGAAGGAUUUGCCAAGAUGCCAUUGCCAAGCGCUCCUAAUGAAAGCAAAUAUUCCCUGUCAUCUUUGCUGGUAUCCUGUCAACAGAUGGAUGGUACAUGAAGUCCCAUUAACUUACUACAUAAAUUGAAGGGUAAGAACAGUUGAGUUAGAAGCCUAUGGAACCUUCAUCAGGAUGGAAUUUCUAAAGCAGCAGCAUAACCAUAGCAGUGCAUUUAUGGUUCACUGGAGUGUGUAGCAUCUUCUCCAAGCAUUGUCUGGAUUUGGAAGUUGCACUGCUUUUGGUGCAGACUCUAUUCUAGUCUCCUUGUUUAAGAAUGUCGCUUGUCUGCUCUGGCACUGCCAAUUCCAUAACAUCCACUGUGGCUUUCUGUGUGCAGCCCAUCAUUUAUAUACAGAACUAUAUUUUCUUUCUUUAAGCAUAUUUUAAGCAGCACAUGUUGAGUAAACGGCAUAAUCCUAGGAAAUGGAAAAAUGAAAUAUCAAAGGAGAAAAAGUGAAAUCUGUUAAUUUGCUUCUAAUCCACAUCUCAUACCCCAUCCCAACCCUUGACCGAACAGAUUCAAAUUAUUUGGUGAUCUGCGUUCCAUUGCAUUAAUCUCUCUUACUUCUAGUCUCUAUCGCCAUUGUUGAUAGAGACUGUUCCCUUUUUCUAAACUUCACUGGAGUGCAUUUUUCUUUAGCUGUGUUACUGAAUCAAUGCUUUUACACUGAAGUUAUAAAAAUGUGUUGUUUGUGGUAGUGUUAAUGCUACUUGAUUUUAACAAGAUUUUGACAUGCAGUUACUAUGUUGUGGAGAUUCCAAGAGUUAGGUAAAUUUCUUGUAAAAGUAAAAUUCUUUUAAAAGUACUGACUCCUAGCCUAAUGUGUUUAGAGGCAUUGUUAAAUAAAAAUGUUUUUAUGUUCUGGA
Messenger RNA from Hirundo rustica (Barn swallow), 3623 nucleotides. It is a transcript of the gene HAUS6, whose product is annotated as HAUS augmin like complex subunit 6. Gene Ontology annotation, biological process: spindle assembly. The transcript is spliced from 18 exons. Bases 125 to 2815 code for a protein of 896 amino acids. Gene Ontology annotation, molecular function: microtubule binding. NCBI's taxonomy places the organism in Eukaryota, Metazoa, Chordata, Aves, Passeriformes, Hirundinidae. Gene Ontology annotation, cellular component: HAUS complex; mitotic spindle microtubule. The record is from RefSeq and is a predicted model, not a curated record.